Molecule: messenger RNA, 6906 nt
Organism: Haliotis rubra (blacklip abalone)
Lineage: Eukaryota; Metazoa; Mollusca; Gastropoda; Lepetellida; Haliotidae
Product: microtubule-associated protein futsch-like
Exons: 4
Coding region: 47-4846 (1599 amino acids)
Biological process (GO): axonogenesis; dendrite development; microtubule cytoskeleton organization
Cellular component (GO): microtubule associated complex; synapse; neuronal cell body
Molecular function (GO): microtubule binding; actin binding
Source: RefSeq, a predicted model, not a curated record
UCCUUCCAGCCGGCGAGAGAAGAGGCUUCACAUUCAGUGGUGAGGAAUGGCGACGGAUGCAAUGGAUAGCAUGUCGAUGUCCGAAACGGAUGAUCAGGGCUUUUCACAGCCACCCAAAGCUGCUUUGCUUUUGGUUAUUGGAGAACCCCUUUCCGAUGAACACAGGAAUUUGAUUUUGGCCGAAAUCACGACAGGAUUCAAAUGCUGGGACACUGAAACCACUGGGAUUGAUAUCAAUGAGGAGCUUGCACAGAUAGCCAACAGGGCUUCACUGGGAGAGGAAGGGCCCAAUGCAGCUGACGAUGCAGGGAAGGUAAAGGGAGGGGAGAGGACAAUCCGCCACCGCUCCGACAAUGUUGCUGUGGAGAUCUUGGUAAACCCACAGGCCCAGACAGUCCGCCGAUGCCUGAAAGGCUUCCUGAAGGUUGCCUGUCAGCUCAAGUUUCUCUUGUAUGCUGGACAUGCCUUCCAGGGAUCUGGAGCUUGGGUCCUGCAAGAUGAUGUCUUCACCUUCAGCAACUUUGUCCACAUCUUCAAAGAUACUGAUGUGGAAAAUGCCUUGAAACAACAAGAGGAUGUAAACCUAGUGUUUUACAGCCUGGCAGAUGGUGACUGGAGUGCCAGUAUCAAUAAACAGGACUUUUCUAAGAUUUUAAAGAUCAAGGUGAACCCACCCCAGAAGUUAGACAGUGUCCAUGGAGUCCUUCAGUUUACUGCCUAUGUUAGUAGCUUUGUUAAGGCUCAGAGUCUCAACAGUUUGCUGUCUUCAUCUGAUGUUGUUGGUAACAUUAGGUUCAAUAAACCCACUCUGUACAUAUUCCCUGGUUGUCAAGGAGACUCUGCUCUCUUUGGUAUCAGUGGAUUCAGUCUCCUUGUCAAUGGAGGAUACAACAGAAAAGCCUGUUUUUGGGAUUUCACUCGACACUUGGAUAGGAUAGAUGCAGUGUUGUUAACCCAUUUGGGGACUGAUAAUUUGUUCGGGCUUGGGUCAGUUUUGCAAAGAAAGAGUGUUGAGAACGUACAUCCAGAAAUAGGCUUUAUGUAUCUGAAUUCCAGUGAGAAGACUAGGUCCUCACCUGCACCCAGUGUUGAGAAUCUUAAAGACAAAGAUCCUAGUUUGUUAAUCAAUUUGGCUGAAGAAGGCAAUCGAAUCAUUGAGUACUCUAAGCAGUUGGGCCAGUUCCCACACCCAUGUUCACGUAGUGUGACCGGCCAGCAGCAGGAUCCAGUCAAUCUCUACCAUAAAGUAGGUCAUGGCUCCCUUGAUAUGUUCAUCCUGAACCCAGUCCAAGACAGCAAAGAGCUUAAAGAGUUCUACCAGCAGUGGAAUAAACAGGUCAGCAACUUUGGUAGCAACCAACAAUUCCCCCUGCCCAAUAUGUUGUCCAUCUGUGCCCUGCUGGUGUGGAGGCCUGCUAAUCCUACUGAGAAAAUCACCAGAAUCUUUUUCCCAGGAAAUGCACCACAGAACAAAAUCAUUGAGGGUCUAGAAAGGAUAAAGCAUCUGAAUUUCCUGAAACAUCCAAGCUGCUGUCAGAAGGAUCUAAAUCAGCCACCAAAGAAAGCCACUGGAGGUGUCAGAGCAACUAAGCCUGCUGCACGUUCUACUCCUGUCAAAGCAGAAUCUCCAAGAAAGUCUGAAACCCCUAAACCAGAAAGAUCCAGACCUCUGACUAGCCCUGCUUCUAAAGGAAACAAGGUUGCUAAGGAAGAUACCAAUAAAAAGACUGCCAAGUCAAAGGAUGUGAAAAAGGAUGAUAAGGAGAAAGAAAAGGCAGACAAAGCAAAAUCAUCAACUUCAUCCAGCCCCUCAAAGAGCUCAGUCAAGAGUGCCAGCUCUCCUUCUAAGAGCCCAGUGGAACCAAUUGCUCCUGUUGCAGCUGCCCUUGUGGAUACAUCACCACAAGAAGGUAGUCUGAUUGACACAUCUGUCCCAGUAGAGCCUUUGGUCAACCAUAUCAAUGGAGAUGCUGCAGUACCAGAACCCAAGCCUGAGGUUGAUGAGACGCCUUUAAUGAAGCCAGAGCAAAUUGAAGCACUUCAAUCAGAAGUUAGAGAAUCUGAUUCACCUGAACCUCUGCCUAACCCAGUUCAGUAUGAAGCAGAGCCAGUCAACUCUGUCCCUGAAACAACACCGGUUGAUGCCCAACCUCCAUAUGACAGACAGAAACUGGCUGAAUUAGGCAUCUAUGAUGAUGAUGAUGACGAAACUGAAGAGGCUAAUGGAUCGGUACCAACUGAACCUGCAACUGAAUCACCAGCAGGCACACCUGAGGAACCAGAGGAGAUUGAGCAACCACAGUCUCUGCCUGAGCCAGUUGAAGUACCUGACCAAUCCCAUUUUGUUUCCGAGCCAGAUCUUAUUCAGGAAACAACUCCACAGAAAGAGGCUUUACCAGAAGUAGAAUCUCAGGCUGAUACUGUUACAGCUGAUCCAGACAUUGUACCCAACUCUGAAGAACCCGUGGUACAAGAUGAUACAGACCCAGCAGAAGAAAUCCCAUCUUCACCAGAACCAACUGAAGAGCUACAAGGAUUUUCCUUUUCCAAAGGUGCAGACAGCCCCCUGGAACCAACUCCACAGUUCACUCAAGAGCCAGAUGUUGUUCCUGUUAUGCAAGGCCAAAAUGCUUCUCUUGAACAGAGCAUACAGUAUGGUAUCACUGAUGACAAUGGAAGACAUAUGGGAGGCAUCAAGGAAGAAGAGGAGGAUGAAGAGUCAGGGCGGGAUUCUGAAGAAAAGCAGCUUGCAGAAGAUCCAUCCCGAGAAGAAUCACUUGAGCUAGAAAGGAACCCAACUCCAGAGCCUGCUGAUAAAUUGCCUGAUCCAGUGAGAGAGUCCCCUGAGCCAGUUGAACCGUCCCCCGAACCAGUUGAACAGUCCCCCGAACAGUCCCCUGAACAGUCCCCCGAACAGUCCCCUGAACAGUCCCCCGAACAGACCCCUGAACAGUCCCCCGAACAGUCCCCUGAACAGUCACCUGUACAGUCACCUGUACAGUCUCCUGAACCAGUUGGGCAAACAUUAGAACCUGUUCAUUCCUCUCCAGAACCAGAAGAAGCAGAAGAGAAAGUAGAGGACCAUUUUGAAGAGAGACAGGAAGAACAGGUUGUACCUGUUGCAGAAGAAAAACCUAACAUUGAUAAACAAUCCAUCGAAGAGAUGGGGAUCUAUGAUGAGGAGGAGGAAGAUGACAUGGACCAAGCUGAAGAGAGGGAUCCAGAUGCCUUUGUGUAUGAGAAAGAUGUUGAUCUAGGAGAUGAAGAGGGACCACAAGAAACCAGAGGAUCAAGUGAGGAGCAGGAGACCGAGGUGUCUGGGUUUGAAAAGGAAAUCCUAACAGGUAUUGUUGAUCAAGCACCACCUGCAGGGAGUAUUCCUGUUGAUGAGAGAUAUGCAGAUUUUGAUCAGCAAGAAGCAUCCAGGGCAUCAGAAUCACCAGAGAAAGAAGCUGAUGGAGUUCAAAGGGUUGAGGAGAGUCCAGAACAUGAUGAAUUUCAGAGAGAUAGCAUUGAAAGGGAACAGGAGCAGCAGGAGUCCUCCAACAUCCCAGAAGCAUUUGAAAAGGAUGAAACACCAACACCUGGUGAGAGUUUGUCCUUUGACAAUCAAACAGGUGAUCAACAAUCAUUAGCAACUGACUCAGCAGUAGCUAGUGACAUACAGGAUGACAGCAAUAUCAGAGAUGACACUGAUUCAAUUGAUGGUGGAACUCCAGAUGAUGAUAAAGAUAUUGAUGAGUCCUUUGCAAAAGAGUGUAAUUCACAGAAGAGUGAAGAUGCAGUUGUUAAUGGAUCAUCUGAUCAGGACUUAAUUAGUGUGGAAGACCCCCCAGCCAAUAUGAGGGGCAUGGAAGCAUCAUCAAACCCCUUUGAUAGUCUAGACCAACAAGGACAGAACCCAUUUGUUGGAAUUGACGAGACCAAUCAAGCAGAACAAAUACAAGGUUCCUUGAAUCCUUUCAGCGAUCAAAGUCCAUUUGAACCAGAAAACAAGAAACAACCAGAAGGAUUUGAUCCUCUCAGUGAAUGGGGACAACCUAUGGGUCUGCCAUCCCCACCCCCACUUGAUGACAGUAAGUCAGCCAGUCCUAGCAAUGGAAAGACAACAAAAGCUUCAAAAACCACCAAGAAUGGAGUUAAGGCUGCAGAAGCUAAAAAGGCAGAUCUUUCCAAAUCUUCAACUGGAGCAAAGAAAGCCCCAGAGAAACGUCCAGCUUCAGCUACAACUAAAACCACUACUAAUAAAACAGCCAAUGGCCCCAGCAAAGCAGAACCCAAGGCUAAAACAGCACGACCAACUGAGAAAAAAGCAGAGCCUAAGAAACCUGCCCCUGCCACUACCAAAGCACCUACCCGUACUCGCCCUGCCACAGCACCUGCACGAGCUGAACCAGCAAAGACUACACGUACUGCCCCUGCCCCUUCCCGUCGUCCUGCCACUGCUACAAGCAGAUCAUCACCCUCAGGUAGUCGUGGCCCACCAUUGCCCCCUCUCACUGCCUUCUAUGUCGACCUCACUUAUAUCCCCAACCAUGGAGACCCGGCCUACAGUGAUGUAGAGUUCUUCAAGAGGAUCCGUGCUCGUUAUUAUGUCCUCAGCGCUUUGUCCCCAAAUCCUCAGAUCCUUAAUUCCUUGCUGGAAGCUAAGAAGACUUGGGAGGACAAAGACCUAGAAGUGACAGUCAUUCCAACUUAUGACAAUGAGACCCUUCGUCAUUGGAUGGGACUCCACAAGGAAGAUCUGGGACAGUUGAAGAUUGAUGUCGCCCCUUCGGCUAGUCGUUGCACCAUCCAGUUACAGGACCAUGAAACCAGCUGUUCAGCUUACAGACUUGAAUUCUAAAGCAGUUUCUUUGCAAGACUUGAAUUAGAGAUAGGAGGUUGAUGUCAGUGGGCAGACAUGACAUAAUAUGUCCGCCACGAGCGUCUGCAGUCUGGCGGGAAGUACGAGUGCCAGAUGUGAACAUGGGUGUGAGGUCCUUUUGUUCCCUUUGUUGUAUGUGACUUGCUAUGUUCAAAUUAUGUGAUCUAAAUGCUGCUGUGACACAAUAUUCCUGGCUUUUAUCUUUGCCUAAGUAUUUAAUAUAUUUAUAGCCUGUAUUGUUUGUAUUUGGUCAGCUGUAGACACCUGUCUGCCUAUGUGAGACAAUACAACAGGUUCAACAUAACAUAUUAUGCCACAAUAUAGUCAUGUUUUGCAAGAAUGGGAGCAAAGAACUGAACUGUACGAAAAAACCAGAGAUUGUUUUUAGUUCAAGACUUUAAGUGCCAUGUAGAGUUUGCUCAUUGUUUGUAUAAACCUUGCUUUAGAAGAUGCUAGCCAUUUUGAGCCAUCUAUAUGCAGAAAUGUAUAGUUUUGGAAAGUAUGUUUUGGUGCGAAACUUGGGAUGUAGGUGAAUUGUAGCCAUUUUAACCCUGGAGAUUUGAUGGUGUGACCUCAAGCUUUCUCUAAUAAUAUCUGAUUACAACGCAAAUGUCUUGUUUGUACAGACAAUAUUCUGCACAUCUGUGAUGCCUUUUUUGUAAUCUGACCAUGUCUGGGCACCAUAUGUUCAUCAUAAUCUACUCUAGUGCAACAUAGUCAAUGAUUACCCUGCAAUAUAUGCCAACAUUGCUGAGUCUGCAGUUUUAACUUCUACUUUAAUCUAUCUGUAAAAUGUUUGUCUUUUAACUUACAUACUGAAUUUCACCACACUAUUGUUAAAUACUUUCUUGUUUUACUGGCCUGAGAUGAAUGUUUGUAACCUUGGUUACUUGUCAAAGUGUAUGUUUGUGAUUGAGUAAAAGUUAACUGACUGCUAUUUAUGUUGAUCUUAAAUACAAACCUAACAUCAUUUUUAAGUGGUAAUUAACAGUGGGGAGAAAGAUAUUUACUGAAUAUGUCAUUUUUGACUUAGUGCAAAGAAAAUGUAAAUUGUGUAAAAUUCCAAACAAUGGGAAAAAUGUCCGACUACUGUUUUAUGAAGUUGUAAAAAAUAUAAAAUGUUUCUUUUCAUGUGUUUCAACAGGUUCUAUGUACUUAAUAUGCAGACACCAUUUAACCUGUCCUCUUAUUGUAAUUAUUAUUGUGACACCAAAGUCUUUCUCCUUAAUUGUCAUUCAUCUAGAAAACUAUUUGUAACAUAAGUAUUUAGUAUAUUGUAAUGUUUCAACAACUCUUUACAUCAUGUCUGGAUUGGAGAAAUUAGGAAGAAUGGUAAUAGGGAAAGUUGUCCUUUGAGUGAGGGUUUGAUUUAACUUUUUUCUCUUUUUCUUGAAAUUGAUUGAAUCAUGUAACAGCAACUGUAGAUCAGGUAUUAUAGGAGAAGACGUCUAGGUUUUCUUCUCACCUUCAACAUAGUGCAAUUACCCCUGAGUUUCAUCUAUGUGCUACUCUGCGUUAACACAUUUUAUGUGCUUCCAUUAAAUACACAUUUUGAUUACGUAAUUGUUGUUCUUCUUGAGUUGUCUCCCUUUGCACAAGUGGCAUUCAUAUUAUGUACCCUUUCAUCUAAGAUCAAGAUAUUUACAGCUAAUACAUUCAUAUUCAAGGUAUGCCAAAAGCAGUUCAGGGGUAGAAUAGUAUUAGAAUUCAGUCAGUAUUAUCUUAACUCUAAUUAUAAACAUCAAGGAAAUCAUACUGUACUGCCAGAGACAAAAUCCACAAGGGGGGAUAACUCAUAGACCAUUAUGUUUUCCUGCCUGUAUUUCAGUUUCAUUCAUGUGAAUCAAUUCCUUUGUGAAGGCUGUAGAUUUUGUUUUAUUCAUAUGUGCCAGUUUGUUUAUUUUCAUACCUCCAUGGAUAGUAAAUGUGUGAUGUACAGCUUUUUUCUGCAUUGUUGUUUUGUGUACUUUUAUUGAAUUUUUUUUCUGCAUCAGUGUAUGGCUAUUAAUGCCGGACAAAUAAAGAUGCUCUAAAAAUUA